GCAGCACAUUGAAGAGCAGCAGCAUAGCGACAGCGGCAGCAAUGAGGCGAUAGCGACAUAAGUCUCGAACAGCGCCGGGUCGCUCAUAUCAAAAGGACGAUUAUUGGUUACGUACCAUACUAGCCCAGCAUGUCGGUCGACUACCUUCUGCACGAGUCGCCGGUGGGCUUUGGCAUCUUCGCCUUGAAGAUGCAAAGCGACACCGUAGGAGCCCGCUUAAAGGAAGUACAGGAUGCGCACACCGACCUCGGCCGCUUCGGCAAGAUGGUCCAGCUUGUGUCAUUCGCGCCGUUUCAGGGAGCCAGCCAAGCACUAGAAAACGCGAACGACGUUAGCGAGGGUAUCAUGUCCGAAUACCUACGCACCGUACUUGAAAGCAACCUUCCUACCACGACAGGCAAGAAAGCGAAGAACAAAGUCGUACUCGGCGUGGGCGAUCGAAACCUGGCAGGCAGCAUCAAGCAAGCCUUCCCAGGCAUUGAGUGCGAGACGGGCGAGACGUCGGAGCUGGUCGCAGACUUACUGCGAGGCCUGCGUCUGCACGCCGAGAAGCUGCUCAAGGGCCUGCAGACCGGCGAUGUCUCUCGCGCACAGCUGGGUCUCGGCCACGCUUACAGCCGUGCGAAAGUGAAGUUCAGCGUGCAGAAGAACGACAACCACAUCAUUCAAGCCAUUGCCACCAUUGACCAUCUCGACAAAGCCGUGAACACCUUCUCCAUGCGGGUGAGGGAGUGGUAUAGCUGGCACUUUCCGGAACUCAUCAAGAUCGUCAGCGAGAACCAGAAGUACGCCAAGUGCGCGCUUUUCAUUGGCGACAAGAAGACACUCUCUGAAGACAGUCUGCACGAUCUUGCCAAGCUUGUGGAUGACGACGAGAGUGUAGCGCGCGCCGUCAUUGAAGCCGCGCGUGUGUCUAUGGGUCAAGACAUCUCUGACGCUGAUAUGGAGAACGUGAUGACGUUCGCUCAACGCACCGUCGAUCUGACCAACUACCGCAAGACUCUUGGCAACUACCUCGUAGCGAAGAUGGGAAUCGUCGCGCCCAAUCUGGCUGCGCUCAUAGGAGAAACAGUCGGAGCGCGACUGAUCUCGCACGCCGGCUCGCUAACCAACCUUGCCAAAUACCCGGCCUCCACCGUGCAAAUUCUAGGAGCCGAAAAGGCACUCUUCCGAGCACUGAAGACGAAAGGCAACACGCCCAAAUACGGUCUGAUCUACCACAGCAGCUUCAUCGGCCGAGCAGGCAUGAAAAACAAAGGCCGCAUCUCCCGGUUUUUGGCCAACAAAGCAUCCAUCGCUUCACGCAUUGACAACUUCAGCAUGCAACCUACGCGUAAAUUUGGUGAAGCGUUGAAAGGGCAGGUGGAGGAGCGGUUAAGGUUUUAUGCCGAGGGAAUCAAUCCGACUAAGAAUGAGGUUGCCAUGAAAGCGGCAAUGGAAGCAACCCUAGCGUCCAUCCAAAUCGACGACCCCACCGCCGCCGGCGCAGAAGAAGAAAUCGCCGCGCCGGGCGUGACCGGGAACGCGACGGAGGCGAAGAAGCGGAAGGAGAAGAAGUCGAAGACGUCGAAGUCGGCGGAUGCUGAUGUAGAUAUGGCUGAUAUCGAUGCUGAUGCGGCGGCGGAUGCGAAGGCGGCUAAGAAGGCGAAGAAGCGGAGGGCGGAGGAGGAUGUCAAAAUGGAGGUGGAUGAGGAGGCGGUGGCGAAGAAGCUGAAGAAGGAGAAGAAGGCGAAGCGAAGGGCGGAGGCCGAUGGGGAGGGGUUGGUGAAGGGAGAGGUCCCGGAGGAGCAGAUCAAGAAGAAAAAGAAGAAGAGUAAGGCGGAGUGAACCAGGGAGGAGAGCUAGUGGCCUGAUACGGGAGGAGUGUGCUUGGCGUUUGAGGUGUUGAGGGAGGAGUAUGGCGUGUUGGCGGCGAGGACGUCGCCGGCAAAUGACGUUAUUCUGUUUGGCAAGCUACCAGCUAUGUACGAAGGAUUGCAACUGCGAAAUGAAGUCCAUUCAGUGCCGCUAUGCUUGUAUCUGAUGCCAAUUCAUCUCAUGCAGCGCCUACUUCAUGCAUCAUACUCAUCGCUCGUCACUUCGUACAUCAUAGGGUAUCCGCAGCGUCUCUCCCACCAGGGCCUCAAGACGUCAUCACAUAGCAGUCGCUUAGAACCCACCCCCACCAAAGCCACCACCAAACCCGCCCAUCGCCAUAUCACCCAACAACAUGCCACCCAUUAACCCGCCGCCGACACCAAGGGCCAGCGGCAAACCAUA
Baudoinia panamericana UAMH 10762 is the source of this 2259-nucleotide messenger RNA. RefSeq lists its product as uncharacterized. The transcript is spliced from 2 exons. Gene Ontology annotation, cellular component: small-subunit processome; box C/D methylation guide snoRNP complex. Bases 130 to 1827 code for a protein of 565 amino acids. The record is from RefSeq and is a predicted model, not a curated record. Gene Ontology annotation, molecular function: snoRNA binding. Lineage: Eukaryota; Fungi; Ascomycota; Dothideomycetes; Mycosphaerellales; Teratosphaeriaceae.